GGGCACUCCUGUUCACCUCUGUUCUUGGUGGAGACAGACAGCAGUUCCUACUGUGCUCAUCUACAAGGUUACAGAUGAAGCAACUUGCAAAACAUUGCUAAAACAAGAAGCAAGAAGAAUAAUAUUUACAUACAUAUCAUCAUUAUACAUUUUUAUCUGUCAAAGUGGCUUCAUUCCACACUUUCUCUUCUGUGUUUAUAUCCUACAUCAAAUAUUAGAUAAACCAAAGUGUGUAGGAGAAAAAAAGUGCUUUUCAAAUCAUUACUCUUUGUGGUAGGAAUGCUAAGGCACCAGUAUAUCUUUUUUAGGAACUUUGUUGGGUCCAAUGGAGCACCCCAGGCAGUGUUCACCUUCCUUCUUGUUCCAUGUUGUUUGGCUUUGGACUUUACAGCACCCCCUCUUAUUCCAAAUAUUCCUUUCCUGUGGGCCUGGAAUGCCCCAACUGACCGUUGUGGUAAAGUAUUUGACAUGCCUCCAGAUCUGAGCCUCUUCUCCUUAGUAGGAAAUCCCCAAAAAGAUGUUACAGGACAACUUAUUACAUUAUUUUAUGCUGAUAGGCUUGGCUACUAUCCUCACAUAGAUGAAAGAACAGGUGCCUGUAAGAAUGGUGGAAUCCCUCAGAUGGGUUCCUUAAAAAAUCAUUUGGACAAAGCUGCAAAAGACAUUGCCUAUUACAUGCCAACCAACAACGUGGGCUUGGCGGUCAUUGACUGGGAAAACUGGAGGCCUACCUGGGUAAGAAACUGGAAACCUAAAGAUGUUUACCGGGAUGAGUCUAUUGAGUUGGUUCUGCAGCAAAAUCUACAACUUACUUUCAAAGAGGCUACCAAGAUAGCGAAAGCGGAUUUUGAAAAGGCAGCAAAGAGCUUCAUGCAAGAGACUUUAAAACUGGGAAAGUUACUUCGGCCAAACCGCUUAUGGGGUUAUUAUCUUUUUCCUGAUUGUUACAAUCAUCAAUAUAACCAAUCUAAUUACAAUGGAAGUUGCUUUGAUGUAGAGAAAAGAAGAAAUGAUGCACUCGACUGGUUGUGGAAGGAAAGCACUGCCCUUUACCCCUCUAUUUAUUUGAAUACCAAGCUAAAAUCUUCUCCACAAGCUGUCCUUUUUGUUCGUAAUCGUGUUCAGGAAGCCAUUCGGAUGUCUAAAAUUGCCAGUGUUAAAAGUCCACUUCCAGUUUUUCUAUACGCCCGUCCAGUUUUUACCGAUAUGCUUUCAAAAUUUCUUUCUCAGGACGACCUUGUGAAUACAAUUGGUGAGAGCGUUGCUCUAGGUGCUUCUGGAAUCAUAAUGUGGGGAAGCAUCAACUUAAGCCGAACUAGGCAAUCUUGCAUGAACCUAGGCAAUUACUUGAACACCAUACUGAAUCCUUAUAUUAUCAACGUCACUCUAGCAGCCAAAAUGUGUAGCCAAGUGUUGUGCCAGGAGAAAGGAGUGUGUACAAGGAAAGACUGGAAUUCACCCGACUAUCUUCACCUGAACCCAAUGAAUUUUGCUAUUCAAAGAGGGAAAUGUGGAAAAUACACCGUACAUGGGAAACCCACACUUGAAGACCUGCUACAAUUUUCUAAAAAAUUUUAUUGCAGUUGUUAUGCCAACAUCCGCUGUAAGAAAAGAAAUAUAAAAAACAUUCAUACUAUUAAUGUAUGUAUUGCUGAAGAUAUUUGUAUUGAAGCUUCUCUAAACUCAGACCACAGUGAGCACUCUUCUGGCCAGAAAAAGAUAUCUUCUACCACUGUUAACAGUGUCUCAUCCUCCACACCAACUGCCAAAGUGUCUGCACGUGUUCCUGGGAAAGAUCAUGUGUCCCUCAAAAUCAGGCUUUCGGGGGAAGCCCUCUCCAACACCAUCCAAAGGGGCCAUAAGAGUGUUGACUGGAAAAAUACAUUCCGUCAGUUAUACAUUCAAAACAUUAAAAAUGAGACAAACUAUUAAAAUAUAAAUUCAGUGAUUAUUAGAUUUCCUGCCUGCAUGUUUUAUGUUUUGAUUUUUUUACAUUAUAAUAGUUUAUAACUUCAAUGACUUUUUAGGCAAAUGAUGUUACCUAUUUAUUUGAAGUUUUACAUUUGAAAUGUAAAUCAAAAUUCAUGGUCAAGAUAGUGUUUUAAUUUUUUGAGCAAAGAUUGCAUUUUCAUGAUCAAAUUUAACUUGAUGUUAGUAUUGAUUGAUAAACAAAGAAUUGUGAUCAGCACCUUUAAUAUUCAAAAUCAUAGGGCAGUGUUAUUACUAAAUCCACUGAUGCUACAUUUUACCUUUGAAAAUCAAAGUAGACUCUUGAUAAUUAAGAUAGCAUAGAAUUUACUUUGUAAGAUGAUACCCACUUUUUUUUAAAAUUGCCGUGAGUGUAUGGCAAAUAUUUCACAUAGUGUGAUGAAUACAUACUGAGAGAUGCCUGUUAUAGUCUUGGUUCUAUCAGAGACUGAUUAUAAGGCCUAUGAUACUUAGAGAUACUAUGUUCUUCUGCAAAAAGUGA
Messenger RNA from Cervus elaphus (red deer), 2470 nucleotides. RefSeq names its product hyaluronidase PH-20-like. Gene Ontology annotation, biological process: fusion of sperm to egg plasma membrane involved in single fertilization; hyaluronan catabolic process; carbohydrate metabolic process. The transcript is spliced from 4 exons. Gene Ontology annotation, molecular function: hyalurononglucosaminidase activity. The coding region runs from base 280 to 1932 and encodes 550 amino acids. NCBI's taxonomy places the organism in Eukaryota, Metazoa, Chordata, Mammalia, Artiodactyla, Cervidae. Gene Ontology annotation, cellular component: acrosomal vesicle. The record is from RefSeq and is a predicted model, not a curated record.